Rhineura floridana is the source of this 4229-nucleotide messenger RNA. It is a transcript of the gene SMC2, whose product is annotated as structural maintenance of chromosomes 2. Lineage: Eukaryota; Metazoa; Chordata; Lepidosauria; Squamata; Rhineuridae. The record is from RefSeq and is a predicted model, not a curated record. The coding region runs from base 344 to 3940 and encodes 1198 amino acids. Gene Ontology annotation, biological process: chromosome organization. Gene Ontology annotation, molecular function: protein binding; ATP binding; ATP hydrolysis activity. Gene Ontology annotation, cellular component: chromosome. The transcript has 26 exons.
GGCAAUGAGCAGGGCAGCUUUGAAUGAAGCGUUGCGAGAGAGGAAAGGAAGGACCCCUUUGCUCGCGCCGAAAUUUAAGUAAAGGACCGAGAAGAAGGAAGUUGCAAAACGGUGGCUGGUCAUUCAGGAAUUCGGGUGUUGCAAUCCCAUUGGUGUGCAAUCCCAUCAACCCUGAACAUUGGCUUUGCUGGUAGGAACUGAUGAGAGCUGUGGUCCAACAACAGCUCAAGGGUCAUAGGUUGGACAUAGUAUUGUUUCCUGCUUAAGGAUCCAGCAUUGCCAGUCACAGAUGCUUAAAAGUUGCAAGUAGGCUUACUUGGAAUUUCCAGGAACAUCAAUUGAAAUGUAUAUCAAAUCAAUUGUCCUUGAGGGGUUUAAGUCUUAUGCUCAAAGGACAGAAGUUAAUGACUUUGAUCCACUAUUCAAUGCCAUUACUGGCUUAAAUGGGAGUGGCAAGUCAAACAUCCUGGACUCCAUCUGUUUCUUAUUGGGCAUCACCAAUCUAUCACAGGUGCGAGCUUCCAACCUGCAAGAUCUUGUUUACAAAAAUGGCCAGGCUGGGAUUACUAAGGCUACAGUAUCAAUCACCUUUGAUAAUUUUGACAAGAAGCAGAGUCCCCUAGGAUUUGAGAAUCAUGAUGAGAUAACAGUCACAAGGCAGGUGGUGAUUGGAGGCAGGAAUAAGUAUCUAAUCAAUGGUGUGAACGCAAACAAUACUAGAGUACAGGAUCUCUUCUGCUCUGUUGGACUGAACGUCAAUAAUCCUCACUUUCUUAUUAUGCAGGGACGAAUUACCAAAGUUCUCAAUAUGAAGCCUCCAGAGAUUUUGGCUAUGAUUGAGGAAGCUGCUGGCACUAGGAUGUAUGAAUGCAAGAAAAUAGCUGCCCAGAAAACCAUUGAGAAAAAAGAGGCGAAGCUUAAAGAAAUUUGCACGAUUUUAGAGGAAGAAAUCACACCCACAUUGCAGAAGCUGAAAGAGGAGCGAUCUUCAUAUUUGGAAUACCAAAAGGUCAUGCGAGAGAUAGAUCAUCUGAGUCGCCUGUAUGUUGCGUAUCAAUUUGUGCUAGCUGAAGAAACCAAGACACAUGCUGCUGAUGUGCUAAAGGAAAUGGAAGGCGAUAUUGCAAAACUUCAGGAGGAGAUGACUGAGAAUGAGAAGAAAGUGAAGGAACUUGGCAUAGAAAUAGCCGAAAUGGAAAAGAAAAGGGAUAAAGAAUUUGGUGGGGUUCUUCAUUCGCUAGAAGACGCUUUUGCGGAAGCUCAGAGAAAGCAUACCAAAGGGCAAAGUACCCUUGACAUCAAAAAGCAAAACUUGCGAAGUGAAGAAAAAAAGCAUAAAGAGCUGGUUAAAUGCAUGGAAGAGGACUGUAAAGCUUUAGUCUCAAAGGAAGAGGAGGUAAAGAAGAUAACUGAUGCACUGAGUACUCUUCAGGAAGCAAAUAAGAAAGAGACGGAGGCUUUGGCUGCUGCACAGCAGCACUUCAGUGCUGUGUCUGCUGGUCUGUCCAGUAGUGAAGAUGGGGAAGAUGCUACUCUUGUUGGACAAAUGAUUGCUUGCAAGAAUGAUAUAAGCAAAGCAGAAACAGAAGCUAAACAAGCUCAGAUGAAGCUGAAACAUGCUCAACAAGAGCUAAAGACCAAACAAGCUGAAGUAAAAAAAAUGGAUACUAGCUACAAGAAGGAUCAAGAUGCUUUUGAAGCUGUUAAAAAGCAGAAAGUAAAACUAGAAAAUGAAAUGAAGAUGCUCAACUAUGAAGACAAAAAAGAAGAAACCCUUUUAGAAAAACAAAGGGAAUUGUCUCGUAUGGUUAACCACUUGAGGGAGUCCUAUGAAGUUUUAAUGAGCAAGUUCCCCAAUCUACGCUUUGAAUACAGGGAUCCAGAAAAAAAGUGGAAUCCAGACCAUGUGAAAGGGCUCGUGGCGUCUCUAAUUACUGUGAAAGAUGUCUCUACCGCAACUGCACUAGAAGUAGUUGCUGGGGGUCGGCUCUACAACGUUGUGGUAGAUACAGAGGUUACUGGGAAAAAACUGCUAGAAAAGGGUGAACUGAGGCGUCGCUACACCAUUAUUCCAUUGAACAAAAUCUCUGCGAGGUGUGUUGGUAAAGAACCUAUCGAAGUGGCCAAAACGUUGGUUGGUGAAGACAAUGUCCAUCUGGCUCUUAGUCUGGUGGGAUAUGAAUCUGAAAUUCAAAAGGCUAUGGAAUAUGUCUUUGGCGGCACGCUGGUUUGCAAUAACAUGGACAAUGCCAAGAGAGUUACAUUUGAUAAAAGGAUAAUGACAAAAACGGUCACACUUGGUGGAGAUACCUUUGAUCCUCAGGGUACAUUGAGUGGAGGUGCACGGUCACAAUCUGAGUCAGUUUUGUCCAAGCUUCAAGAAGUGAAAAAUGUUCAGGAGCAACUGAAAGCAAAGGAGGCUGAACUACAACUUAUAGGAAAAGAACUAGCAAGUCUACAGGGGACUGUUGAAAAGUAUCGUCAGCUGAAGCAGCAAUGGGAAAUUAAAUCUGAAGAAGCUGAGCUAUUGCAAACCAAGCUGCAGCAAAGUUCCUAUUACAGACACCAGGAAGAACUGAAUACACUGAAAAGUACAAUUGAGGAAAGUGAGGAGACCUUGAAGAAAACAAAAGAAGUUCAGAAGAAAGCAGAGGAAAAACUCAAAGUCUUGGAAAACAAAAUGAAAAAUGCUGACGCAGAAAGGGAAAAAGAAUUGAAAAGUGCCCAGCAGAAGCUAGAUGGGGCCAAAAAAAAGGCUGAUGCUUCCAGCAAAAAGAUGAAAGAAAAGGAGCAGGAGGCUGAAGCACUAGUGUUGGAACUUGAAGUGCUAAAACAGGAACAAAAUUCUUAUAAACAACAGACUGAGGCUGUGAAUGAAGCUAUAAAAUCAUUCCAAGAGCAGAUUGAGGUUAUUUCAGCCGAGGUAGCAAAGAACAAGGAAUCUGUAAAGAACGCUCAAGAGGAACUGACUAAGCAAAAAGCAGUGGUGAUGGCCCAAGAUAAAGAAAUUAAAGCCAAAUCUGCAGAGGCUGUAAAACAUAAAGAACAAAAUAACAAAUCACAACUUAAAAUUAAAGAGCUAGAACACAAUAUCAGCAAACACAAGCGGGAGGCUUCUGAUGCUUCUGCAAAGGUUGCCAAAAUGCUGAAUGACUAUGAAUGGAUAGCUUCAGAGAAGCACCUUUUUGGCCAGCCAAACACAGCUUAUGAUUUCAAAACUAACAGUCCAAAAGAAGCAGGCCAAAGGCUGAAGAUACUGCAGGAAAAGAAAGAGAAGCUGGGCAGGAAUGUCAAUAUGAGAGCUAUGAACAUGCUUUCAGAGGCUGAAGAAAGAUACAAUGAUUUGAUGAAGAAGAAAAGAAUUGUUGAGAAUGACAAGUGUAAAAUUCUUGCAACAAUUGUGGAGCUUGACCAAAAGAAAAAUGAAGCUUUAAAUAUUGCCUGGCAAAAGGUAAACAAAGACUUUGGCUCAAUUUUCUCAAUGCUUCUGCCAGGGGCCAAUGCUAUGCUGUCUCCUCCGGAAGGUCAAACUGUCCUAGAUGGUCUGGAGUUCAAAGUUGCACUGGGAAACACCUGGAAGGAAAACUUAACUGAAUUAAGUGGGGGCCAAAGGUCUCUUGUGGCUUUGUCUUUGAUCUUAGCCAUGCUUCUCUUCAAGCCUGCUCCAAUUUACAUCCUGGAUGAGGUAGAUGCAGCCCUUGAUCUAUCACACACCCAGAAUAUUGGGCAGAUGCUUCGGACGCACUUCAGACAUUCCCAAUUCAUUGUGGUAUCACUGAAGGAUGGCAUGUUCAACAAUGCAAAUGUGCUGUACAAAACUAAGUUUGUAGAUGGUGUUUCUACUGUGGCACGAUAUACUCAGGCUCAGAAUGGAAACAGUGGGGCAGCACAGCCAAGAGCUGAAAAAACUAAAAUGAAGGAAAAGAGGCAAAGAACAUAGGUAGAUGCUUGAAAAGCAUACUUCUACUGCACCCACAAUAGUCUGGAUAAUCUUUUUAAAUUUGAAACUAUAGACCAUUAUAUGCCUUACACUAAGUAGUGAUAUUUCAUAUUUCUUCUUAGAUGACGAUUAGGCUACUUAAACUUUCUGCAGCUCUCAGACUGAGUCUUGUUCCAUUUUAUUGAUAUAUACACACAUACAUUAUCCUGGCAGUCCAUCAAGGCAGCUAAAAAUUCAGUAAAAUAAAACUUGUAAUACAUAAUUAGAUUAAAAAUACUUUACAUUCAAA